This is a messenger RNA of Budorcas taxicolor (takin), 3372 nucleotides long. RefSeq names its product large tumor suppressor kinase 1 (gene LATS1). The coding region runs from base 1 to 3372 and encodes 1123 amino acids. Gene Ontology annotation, molecular function: ATP binding; protein serine/threonine kinase activity; protein binding. Gene Ontology annotation, cellular component: spindle pole. The record is from RefSeq and is a predicted model, not a curated record. Gene Ontology annotation, biological process: hippo signaling; positive regulation of apoptotic process; G1/S transition of mitotic cell cycle. The transcript has 7 exons. NCBI's taxonomy places the organism in Eukaryota, Metazoa, Chordata, Mammalia, Artiodactyla, Bovidae.
AUGAAGAGAAGUGAAAAGCCAGAAGGAUAUAGACAAAUGAGGCCUAAGACCUUUCCUGCCAGUAACUACACUGGCAGCAGUCGGCAGAUGCUGCAAGAAAUUCGGGAAUCCCUUAGGAACUUAUCCAAACCAUCGGAUGCUGCUAAGGCUGAGCAAAACAUGGGUAAAAUGUCAGCUGAAGAUCCGCGGCAAGUCAGAAAUCCACCCAAGUUUGGGAUGCAUCAUAAAGCCUUGCUGGAAAUUCGAAACUCUCUACAACCAUUUGCAAAUGAAACAAGUCGGAGUCCUUCAGAAGUUAAUCCACAAAUGCUUCAAGACUUGCAAGCUGCUGGAUUUGAUGAGGAUAUGGUUAUACAAGCUCUUCAGAAAACUAAUAACAGAAGUAUAGAAGCUGCAAUUGAAUUCAUCAGUAAAAUGAGUUAUCAAGAUCCUCGACGGGAACAGAUGGCCGCAGCAGCUGCCAGACCUGUUAAUGCCAACUUGAAGCCAGGGAGUGUGCAACAAUCAAUUAACCGCAAACAAAGCUGGAAGGGUUCUAAAGAAUCCUUAGUUCCUCAGAGACAUGGUCCACCACUAGGAGAAAGUGUAGCAUACCGUUCUGAAAGUCCCAACUCACAGACAGAUGUAGGAAGACCUUUGUCAGGAUCUGGUAUAACAGCAUUUACUCAAGCUCAUCCUAGCAAUGGACAGAGAGUGAACCCCCCACCACCUCCUCAAGUAAGGAGUGUCACUCCUCCACCACCUCCAAGAGGCCAGACUCCCCCUCCAAGAGGUACAACUCCGCCUCCCCCAUCGUGGGAACCAAACUCUCAAACAAAGCGCUAUUCUGGGAACAUGGACUACGUCAUCUCCCGAAUCUCUCCAGUUCCACCUGGAGCCUGGCAGGAGGGCUAUCCUCCACCACCUCUUAACACAUCCCCAAUGAAUCCUCCUAAUCAGGGACAGAGAGGCAUUAAUUCUGUUCCUGUUGGCAGACAGCCAAUCAUCAUGCAGAGCUCUAACAAAUUUAAUUUUCCACCCGGGAGACCUGGAAUUCAGAAUGGUAGUGGUCAGACUGAGUUUAUGAUGCACCAGAAUGUUGUCUCUGCUGGCACUGUCAGUCGGCAGCCACCCCCUCCAUAUCCUCUGACCCCAACUAAUGGACAAAGCCCCUCUGCUUUACAAACAGGGGGUUCUGCUGCUCCGUCAUCAUACACAAAUGGGAACAUUCCUCAAGCUAUGAUGGUGCCAAACAGAAAUAGUCAUAACAUGGAACUUUAUAACAUUAAUGUACCUGGACUGCAAACAACUUGGCCUCAGUCAUCAUCUGCUCCUGCCCAGUCAUCCCCAAGCAGCGGACAUGAAAUCCCUACGUGGCAACCUAACAUACCAGUGAGGUCAAAUUCUUUUAAUAACCCAUUAGGAAACAGAACAAGUCAUUCUGCUAAUUCUCAACCUUCAGCUACAACAGUCACUGCUAUUACACCAGCUCCCAUUCAACAGCCUGUGAAAAGUAUACGUGUAUUGAAACCAGAGCUGCAGACUGCUUUAGCACCUACACACCCUUCUUGGAUACCGCAGCCCGUUCAGAGUGUUCAACCUAGUCCUUUUUCUGAGGGUACCGUUAUGCCACCUGUUGCUGAAGCUCCAAACUAUCAAGGUCCGCCACCACCUUAUCCCAAGCAUCUGCUACACCAAAACCCAUCUGUUCCUCCAUAUGAAUUGGUCAGUAAGUCUAGCAAAGAGGAGCAGCCAAGCUUGCCUAAGGAAGAUGAGAGUGAAAAAAGUUAUGACAGUGUUGAUACUGGAGAUAAAGAAAAGAAACAGAUUACCACUUCACCUAUCACUGUUAGGAAAAACAAGAAAGAUGAAGAACGAAGGGAAUCUCGUAUUCAAAGUUACUCUCCUCAGGCAUUUAAAUUCUUCAUGGAGCAACAUGUAGAAAAUGUGCUCAAAUCUCAUCAGCAACGUCUACAUCGUAAAAAACAAUUAGAGAACGAAAUGAUGCGGGUUGGAUUAUCUCAAGAUGCCCAAGAUCAAAUGAGAAAGAUGCUUUGCCAAAAAGAGUCUAAUUACAUCCGUCUUAAGAGGGCUAAAAUGGACAAGUCUAUGUUUGUGAAGAUAAAGACAUUAGGAAUAGGAGCAUUUGGUGAAGUCUGUCUAGCAAGAAAAGUAGAUACCAAGGCUUUGUAUGCAACAAAAACUCUUCGAAAGAAAGAUGUUCUGCUUCGAAAUCAAGUUGCUCAUGUCAAAGCUGAGAGAGAUAUCCUGGCCGAAGCUGACAACGAAUGGGUAGUUCGUCUUUAUUAUUCAUUCCAAGACAAAGACAAUUUAUACUUUGUAAUGGACUAUAUUCCUGGGGGUGAUAUGAUGAGCCUAUUAAUUAGAAUGGGCAUCUUUCCAGAAAAUCUGGCACGAUUCUACAUAGCAGAACUUACCUGUGCAGUCGAAAGUGUUCAUAAAAUGGGUUUUAUUCAUAGAGAUAUUAAACCUGAUAACAUUUUGAUCGAUCGUGAUGGUCAUAUUAAAUUGACUGACUUCGGCCUCUGCACUGGCUUCAGAUGGACACAUGACUCUAAGUACUACCAGAGUGGUGACCAUCCACGGCAAGAUAGCAUGGAUUUCAGUAAUGAAUGGGGUGACCCCUCUAACUGUCGAUGUGGUGAUAGACUGAAACCACUGGAGCGGAGAGCUGCACGCCAGCACCAGCGGUGUCUCGCACAUUCUUUGGUUGGGACUCCUAAUUAUAUUGCGCCUGAAGUCUUGUUACGAACAGGCUAUACACAGUUGUGUGAUUGGUGGAGUGUUGGUGUCAUUCUUUUUGAAAUGUUGGUGGGACAGCCGCCUUUCUUGGCACAGACACCAUUUGAAACACAAGUGAAGGUUAUCAACUGGCAAACAUCUCUUCACAUCCCACCGCAAGCUAAACUGAGUCCUGAGGCCUCUGAUCUUAUUAUUAAACUCUGCCGAGGACCAGAAGAUCGCUUAGGCAAGAAUGGUGCUGAUGAAAUAAAAGCUCAUCCAUUUUUUAAAACAAUUGAUUUUUCCAGUGACCUGAGACAGCAAUCUGCUUCAUACAUUCCUAAAAUCACACACCCAACAGAUACAUCAAAUUUUGAUCCUGUUGAUCCUGACAAGUUACGGAGUGAUGAUAAUGAGGAAGAAAAUGUAAACGACACUCUCAACGGAUGGUAUAAAAAUGGAAAGCACCCUGAACAUGCUUUCUAUGAAUUUACCUUUCGGAGGUUUUUUGAUGACAAUGGCUACCCUUACAAUUAUCCAAAACCUAUUGAAUAUGAAUAUAUUAAUUCACAAGGCUCAGAGCAGCAGUCAGAUGAAGAUGAUCAGCACACAGGCUCAGAGAUGAAAAAUCGUGAUCUAGUGUAUGUUUGA